Messenger RNA from Lineus longissimus, 10155 nucleotides. RefSeq names its product transcription factor Sox-6-like. Lineage: Eukaryota; Metazoa; Nemertea; Pilidiophora; Heteronemertea; Lineidae. Gene Ontology annotation, molecular function: DNA-binding transcription factor activity, RNA polymerase II-specific; RNA polymerase II cis-regulatory region sequence-specific DNA binding. Gene Ontology annotation, cellular component: nucleus. The transcript has 13 exons. The record is from RefSeq and is a predicted model, not a curated record. The coding region runs from base 324 to 2066 and encodes 580 amino acids. Gene Ontology annotation, biological process: cell fate commitment; regulation of transcription by RNA polymerase II.
GGCCGCUACAUUUUAGACAUGCUUAUCUGGUACAGUGACAUAACUAACUGUAUUUGGACCCAGAAUCUUAGAGUAACAUGACAGCAAACUUCUCACGACACUAGUGCCUCUUCAGCACUUAGACUAACUUAUUUGAACGACAGGGUUCAACUGCAGAGGGAAUCUUUUCGGGUCCGUUUUGGAUACUUCACCACAGCGAGAGCAGACUUCGAUAUCAAGGACGGCAAUUUCAACACGGCGGCUUUUGACGCCCUCUUUCUUUUCGACUUGGUGGUCUUUCACUGCCAAACUUCUAUAAUAAAUCGUUCAAUAAAUCAGGAGCGAUGUCAUCAAAGCGCAAAAACACACCAACGAAAUUAGCGAAGGAUGACAUGUACGCUCACUCAAACUUGAGUGACGACGAACGGGAUACAGAUAGUCCAAUCGAAAGUGAUUCGGAGACAGAUUUGAGAACAAAUUUGAAAUUACACACAAUGAACAACUCCAUGGACCUCACGGACGAUCACGAACUGAGCGAGGCAGACAGUUUAGCCUCGGACAAACCAAAAAGUAAAAAACAACGAAUUUUACAAAGUGUUAUGAACGGGAAUGAAUCUGAAGACUCUGAUAUCUCAAAUAACAAUAAUAAACCUCACAGAAAAUCCAUGGACUCCGUUUUACACAAAUUGAACUUGAAGUUAGAAAGUCCGCAAAAGGCGUUGGACUCUAUAACCACUCCUGAGGAAUCUAUAGAAGAGAAAGAACGAAAGAUUUCGGAGAUGAUCGCACAUCUACAAAGUCUGAAGGAAUCGUUAGUUCCAAAAAGUAGUAAGAGCAGUGAUGCCUCCUCAGUGCAUGAAGACAUGGACACUGAAAUCCAUGGUACCUCUGGACCAAACGGCCACCAAUCAUGCGCCUCAUCUUCCAAAGCCUCAUCGCCAGCUCCAUUGAGCACGUCACCCCGCCUAACGUCUCCACCAUUGCUCCACCCGUCGCCACUGCCAUCGCCACACGCUGUCCUUGCCUCCCCGCACCACCAGGUGGCAGCAUGGAUGCGAGAAAUGUACACACCCAUCCCAGUCGACCAAGACGCACCACUAAAUCUGACCAAACCAAGAUCAGACCCAAAAUCACGCCACGAAAACAAGUCUUCCGGGAAAUCUAAGGACGGACAAACGGCGCCACCUCCAGCACAUUCUAAUCACCCUCGUAACGGCUUCCAUCCAACUGUUCCAUACGACCCGCAGACCGCCAAGUCCGCAUAUAGUAUCGUACCACCGUACGUUAAUAAUCCUUACACGGGCCUGCCGCUUCAGAUUCGACCUCCCACCAGUGUUCCAAUCGGCCCUCAUUCCACUGGGAAACCAUCCCCUGGUCCAUUGGACAAGGAUGACAGUGACCAGGACAGUCCAGGACAAUCUUUCCCCCACCGGGCAUUUAAUACUUCAGAUCUCAUGUCGUUACCCAUGAUGUACAGAUCGGGAAUCUCAGAAAAACUUGUCCAAGAAGCCAUGGUGCGUUCUCUCCCACCCCAUAGUCUGGCCGGUCCGCUUAUGUCACACGUUCCCAUGAUGUACACCCCCGUAUCGAUGUCACAGGCAGCACAGCUUACCCCACCUAUGAAGGAAUCACCGGAAAUGUCACCGGACGGCUCGGCGAAUGCAAGCUACAUGCAACAUUUACAAAUGGUAUCCGGUAAGAUGUUUGGUGCCAAAAUCAUCCGUGCCCACAAGGAGAAGCCGGACCCCCAAAAGCCCCACGUCAAGCGGCCGAUGAAUGCCUUCAUGGUGUGGGCCCGGGAGGAGAGGAGAAAAAUCUUAAAAGCAUGUCCAGAUAUGCACAAUUCAAACAUAAGUAAAAUAUUAGGAGCCAAAUGGAAGUCGAUGUCUAAUUCUGAGAAGCAGCCAUUUUACGAGGAGCAGUCGCGGUUGAGUAAGCUUCACAUGGAGAAGCAUCCGGACUAUAGGUACAGGCCACGACCGAAGCGUACAUGCAUUGUUGACGGCAAGAAGUUACGGAUCUCCGAAUACAAGAAUCUCAUGAGAAAUCGCCGAACAGAGACACCAAUGGGACCUCCGAGCUUCUGAAUGGACAGUCCUGUAACCAGCCACAAUGACCAAAGUUAGCUGUAGUAUAUUUCUGUUAGCGAUGGAGCAGGAGAGAUGCCCUAUGGAGUGACCAUCUUGGAUUUUCGCAUUUUGUGUCAAGUGAGAAUGGUGUACAUCUUUCCGAGAACUUGUAAGGGGGCUCUGUCAUCUUCCUUGGGCAUGGAACAACUGGAACAUUUAUCAGGGUGUCAUCUCGAUGUAUCAUCUGGAUGUGGAAACUGGUUGUGUAGAGUUCUUCAGCAUUGUCUUGACGAUGAAAAUCAGCUUCGUCUCGACAAUGAAACAACACCACGGUUGCUGUAGUCGUAGAAAUAGUGUCAUUUUUAUAGCGGUGACGAUUUAGACAUGUGCGCUGUCGACAGGCGGCCAUAAGGCGUGUACAUACAUACAUUUGACUAUUUAUAACAGUGCAUGAUAAAUUGAUCAGAGGGUUCAUUGUGUUUUUGAAGUCAGGACAUGACUAUACUUCCGUUGGCUGUGUACGCUUGACAAUUUAGUUAAAAACAUUCAGAGAUUUUAACGAGUGUGUUUACAAGGUGAUGCGCGCUGAUGUUAGCAGUGUGACACUGCAUAGUUGAGGUCUAGAUGAUAUGUAUAUUCAUUAUGGCUGCACCCUAUGUAGAGAUUGGAGUUGUCAGUAGAAAUCUUUUGGAGAAUUCGAAUUGGAGUUGUCAUUGAAAUUUUAUGACGAACUCUAAAUGGGGUGGUCAUUUGAAAUCUUCUACAGAACUCUAAUUAUAGAGUGGUCAUUUGAAAUCAUAUACCGAACUCUAAUUAGAGUGGUCAUUGGAAAUCUUAUAACGAACUCUAAUUAGAGUGGUCAUUUGAAAUCUUAUACAUAACUCUAAGUAGAGUGGUCAUUUGAAAUCUUAUACAGAACUCUAAUUAGAGUGGUCAUUGGAAAUCUAUGAAGAACUCUUAUUGGAGAAUGGUCUUUGGAAAUCUUAUGAGGAAUCUAAUUGGAGUUUUGUCAAUGGAAAUCUUAUGCAAAACUCUUAAUUGAAGUGGUUAUUAAUUUGGUUUCGUAUUUUCAAUCCUUUUCAAGAAGCUGUAAUUGGUUCAAGGAUAUAUCCUAUGUUUGAGGAAAUGAAUUUCUACUCUGGGUGCAACCAUUAUGUUGUUUUCAACACAUUCUGUCUAAAACGGACCAUGGCUACAAGGGGCCAGAUUAAUUAUGUUUUUACAAGCCAGGUGGCGUUACGUUUCCACCUGGCGUUAUCGCUUGCAGCUGUAAUAUUUAUGCUUUCAAGAAGGACGAAAAAAGUCCAUCUCUCAUGUAGGUUUGAGAGCGCACUCUGUAUUUAAGUACAAUUAGGAGUUAAAAUGUGCUAGUUAUUUUAACCUACUUGGGCUGAAUCUGUAAUUUGUAAUUAGUAGUGUAGAUAUUAGUAAUUCGAUGAUUGGUUGAAUGUCGACCAAAAUUUUUGGUAGUAUUUUAGAAUUGGUGGCUUCCAGAUGACGUGUGCCGUUUCGGAGCUUCCAGAAUUUACACGCACCCAGGGUGUUCAUAGUUAGUUGCUUCCAGGUUUCUCAGACAACGAACUCAAUUGACCUUUGGCCUGUCAAUUUGUGGUGUAGCCUGUUAAUAUGUUAGAUCAACCCUUUUAGAUCAGAUUGCCGUAAUCAGAUUCUGUAUACAAGGAAUUGGAUUUUUUGGUAAGAUUUGAACAUUCUUAUCAACUGAUGUUCCAGUGAAAUGAAACAAAGUGAAUACUGGAAAUUUGCAAAUAUAUCUGAUUUCAAUCUUCCUGGUCUUAAGGGCCAAUUGUAAUUAUUUGACCACCUGUACUUAAUUAUACACCCGGUUCUAUAAUUAUUUCUUUUUUUGUAAAAAAACACAACAACGAAUUGACGUUUUGAUAGAUUUUUAUGGGGAAGUUUCCCAAUUGUAGUAAUUUUGUGAUAAAAUAACUUUUGAGAAUUAGUUCAAUGUUAGAGUUGACUAUGAAGAGAUUUUAGAUGAAUUCUUCAUUCGAGCUCGUCGAUAUGAGAUAUCAUUGCAUCAUAUCAUGAUUUAAUUAAGUGUUAUUGAUUAGUGUAAUUAAUUGACUGUGUAAUUGACGAUUGAUUGGUCUAUUGUGUAAUUAUGGUUAUAAUUUAAGAUGUUGGUAGGAAGAAAUUGUCAGAUACGGUUGAUGUCUUUAAUGGAUUGAAAUUAAUGAAUUCAAAAUUGGGAGGGGACCGAGAAAUCCUUGUUAAAAAUAACUUUUAAAAUUGCCGCAUAUUAAAAGUGUAGCCUGUUCAAAAACACAAUUAUUAGUACAUGUACCAUCAUAAAGGCAUUGUAUCCCCAGGAUGAGGUGUUUGCCAUAAACUUCUCUAUUGACUUGGUAAUUUGAAUGAUUUUGUUUCAAAUAUCUGACGUUUGAAAAAAUUUCGAUUUCCAUUAAAGCCGACAGUCUUACCUGCUAGGUGUUGUGUAACAAACUUGUGAUGAGGGCACCAUGUUAAAUUUUACACGUUUAGAUUAUUUCUAGAAUUCUAGAGUCUGAAAUUGGUCACCGAAACUCGGGGGUCAAGCAAGAUAUGCGUCAUUCGAAAUCGUGAAAGUCGAGAAUCUGUAAUCCUGACAAGCUUUAGUGUGAUUAGUUGUGAUACCAAGGCACUGCCACUUGGAGGUUAAUUAAUUAAUUAGUAUUCACGUAAUCUUGCCAUUAACGAACAAAAUGCUAAUUAUUAGUAUUAAAGCAAUCAUGAAAAUGAAAAUUUGUGUAAAAUGUACAAAACUGUGUUGUAGUGGGCUGCUACUUCGGUCUGUCGCAUAUAUGACACGCCUCUUAAAUAUUGGCAAUAGUUUGUCUGAAUUUUUCUUUAUUUUGUUAGAUUUGCUCAUUUUUUCUGCGUAGAAUUUUCAUUUAUUUAUGUUUACUUUAUGCAGUUAUUAUAACGAUUGCGGACUUAGGAUCUGAUGCUAGGUGGCGUCACUGUAGCAGAUGCACUGAUGCUGUGUAGCACUUACAGAUUCUAGUAAUGAGCUUUAAAAUCAUGUUAUUGCACGCAUACUCAUGAAGCCUGCCGCAGAAGAAGGGGUCAGAGAGCGCUGUUUCCUUGGAAAUAUUAAAAUCAGAAAGAAUGAUCCACAAGUUAAAUUUAUGAAAAACUUUAAAAUAAAAUAUAAAUUUGGAAACUACUGUAUUAGACAAAAGUUCAAAAAUUGGUUUAAGUGGGCGUUCGUCAUUCGAAGGGGAAGAAAUCUCUGUGGCAGGCUUGCACUACUGUGGCACAAACAGCUUUGUACAUUGUCGCCAUCACGUGCAGCUGAUUCAAACGUUGUGAAAUCGCUCAGCAUGUUUCACCUCAACUAGUGCUUAUAUGACUGUACAUUUCGUACAAUGGUAGUAGACAUAUGUCGGUUCUUGUGAGAGUGAAACAUGCUGUUAUACCAUGACAAGUUCCCAACUUAAUGUAGGAACAUUAUGUUACUUCUUGUUGGCUCAAUUCACAUUUUAGUUUUUAUUUUGUAUUUUGUAUUUUAAUUUGUUUAUUUUAUGUUAGAUUGAUAUAGGAGACGUCAGGGAGGUGUCUUUCUUUUAUUUAAGAUUUGUUCUUUGUAAUUGGGAAAAAAAAAUACUGGGUGUCGGGGCGGUAAUUUAGCUAAUUUAGCUGCCACUGUCGGCAUGCGUCCACAAAAAAUAAGAUUGGUGUAGUAGCAAGUGCGGUCAGAAUCAGGCAAGAUUUACGACUUCCUUGAUUGACUGGACGUGGCUCAAAGUCUAACUGUUACAGUUUGUUAUCAACUCUGAACAUAACCCUCUCAUACCUCUCUGAAUGUCUCCUACCCAAGCCUGCUGUUAUUUUUGCUUCUAGUUCUUGCCAAUAUUGAGUGACGCUGGAUAUUCCCAGUUGAAAAAGUAGGGCACUUUGUAAAUAAGAUGGAAUAAAAUAAUAAGAAGUACGUCCUUUCUCCAAAUAAGCAACCAACACUUAAGACAGAGCAAGUACAUGUAUAAAGGUGUAGCGUGUAAAAAAAUAUCAACAUCAAAAAGCCCCAACAAAUCCUAAAAACAAAAUGAUAGUCCUUUCUUACAAAUUUCCCACAAAGAAAUCUGAGGGAAUACCAAUGAUUAUGACUCUUGUGAUUAAAAAGCCUUGUUUCUAUCAUAAGUAGGCCUAAUGUAGAUGUAGCAACUAGUUUGAUACGGUGACCAGGCCCCUAGAAAUCCUUUAAUUUGUGUCAGUACCAGUUAUAAGUCAUAUCAUCAUAAUUAUUUAUUCAGCAUGAUUUAGCCAGUUUCUUGCAAUCCGGGUAAAACACUUCUCCGCGACCGAUAUUUCAGUCGAAUGAUGUCAAGAUGCAAUUCAUGGCAUUACGUCAUUGCCAAGGGCGACACUGUAGAAAAUGCAGUCGACUGAAAAUAUCCCGUUAGAAAUGUAAAAACAUUUAUAUACCCGCAGGUAUGUCGCCAGCAGGUAGUGCCCGAUCUGCAUCAUCACAUCAUCGCCCCGUACCAGAAUGUUCCAAUUUUUCACAAUCCAGUUCAGAGCAUCUGGAUGGAAGAUCCCACCAAAAAACCUGACCAGCAGAACAGAAUCAUGAAUCAAUGCACGAAGUGAUGGUGAGGUCAUUUAAUGGAUAAGCAAGAAAUCCUGCCACCAAUCCAAUAAAUAUAGGACCAUUCCUUCAAACUUAGCAAUCAUAAGGACUGUAAAUAAUCUCUCAAAUUGCAUGUCGGCCAUAUACCCCUCAUAAAUAUUGAAAAUAUACCAAAAGAAUACCUAUAUAAUAUAAUGCAUGCUAGAUCAUUUUCAAUAAACAGCAAACUUUUGUGAAAUAUUAUCAUUUGGAUAAUGUUGUCUGGUUACUAGAAUUUGGUGAAAAUCAAACACACAAUCAAAUUUGACCAUAUCACGAGAUUGUGAAAUGAUUUUUGCCUAAUUAUUUUGACAAGGACAUAAGGUGUAUAACUUGUUACUGCAUUUAACUUAAAUGAUGUCUUAAUUUAUUCCCAAGGUUUUGUCCGAUUGCUUCCCUCCGCUUUUGGAGUUGAGAAUCUGCGGAUUGGUUACUAUAGUAAUUAAAUAAUAGGUAAAUUAAUUAAUUAGAUAAUUAUUGAAGCUUUAAUUAGAGACGCACACUCCUCUUGUUGGACCAAUUGUGACUACCAAGGUAUUGUAAUUAUUUUACUCAGCAAGUACAUCAGAGUACUAGAAGUUUUAUCAAUUUGGUUAGCUGGAUGUAACACUACAGGAUGUCCCAGAAAAUACAAGUCACCGUCAGAUCUAAAUUGUAUUGAGGCAAGGUAUUUCCAAUUUAAACAGCGAAACAUCUUACGUCUCCAUGUCUUAAAGGCCUGUCUUCACAUACCACACUCUUAUAUUUUACACCACAUUGCCUAUUAACAAAGGCAUUGUGGCGUGCUCGACAUGCAGCAUUAGAAGCUUAUGUGGGGCUAGGCCUUGACAGAUAUCUGGCCGUGAUGGAAAUGACUUUGCGUCUUUUCUUGGACACCCUGUGGUAUGAGUUCAGCACCAGAUCUUUUGUUAUUGUGAUAUCGUAAAGUUGAUAUAGAAAUGAUUUCUUCUGAAACUAAAACUUUGUUUUGAGUGUACUGUGAACCCAAAAAUAAAACGCCAGCAAAAAUUUGGCGGGGUUUUAUACAGUAUGAUGUCCUGUUGCAUGUUAUCCUGUUGAUAGGUUUCCCACAAUAGGAAAACACAGCGCCUACUCUUUGAGGGCUGAAUUAGGAGACUUAGGCUGACAGCUGUGCCCAUUGAUCAUGUCAACUUAUUUCACAAGAAGCUGCCAAUCCCAGCCUGGCAUUUAGUCCUUUAUUUUUAAUCCAGAUUCAUGUGCAAGGGUUAAAGUUGGAUGAUAACCUGUACUGUUGUUGAUAUCGGAUGUUACAGUGAAAGGUGACUGGGCUACUGAAAACAUGCUAAUAAUUCCUCUAAUAACUCUAUUGGUCCUUUAAGGGGCUAUAAAGCCAUUUAAGAAGAGGCUUGGUGUUUUCCUAGUGUAUUUAUUAUGAAUAUAGUUUAGUCGAAAGAGUUUAUUGUUCAGCUGCACUUCAAAGCACAUGACCUUAACCUGACCUUCUGCAACCUCAAAGCAAGUGACAAAUUUUCUGACUCCGAAAGUUUAUGUUUCUUUUGGCAAUUUUUGUGACUAAUUCCCAAUACCUGUAUAAUUCACAAAAAUGGUCUUGUUGGCAUUGAGACCCCCUCAAAAUGUUUGCAUGCCCCUUAAAUCAAACUUACUUGCUUGAUCGAAAUGACUAUGACUAUUUGUGAUUGUUUAACGGAGCAAAUGCCUCCGUGUACAAAUUCAGGCUGCACCAAAACAUCGUGAUUUUGUCGAUCACAAAAUCAGUGUCAUUGGAUGUUGUCAGAAUAAUGUGUCGUUCGAAAAUGUUUGAGGCCAAAAGUUCAUUUUAUUGAUUUUGGUAAGAUGAGUUCUCAUGAGUUUGUUAUUGAUUAGAAUGAUUGAUUAGAAAAAUUGGAUGUUAUCACUGGUCAAGAAGAAAUUAAAGUCUAUUACAAAUUUGAUGAAUUUCAAAAUUACUGUUUCAAUGUUUUCAGUUUUACCGAGUGUUGAGUUGAGUCAGACUUGUUUCAAAUUAAAGGAGGGGUGUAUCGCAUCAUAAUAAUGGGCCAGAAGUUAUCAAAUUAACUGAAGUUCUUGCAUAGAGCGCGGCAAUGGGAUGUGUCAUUAGAUGUCCACAAUCUGAUAACUGUUCUUGCACAAUUUUCUUGAGUGUAUCUGUCACCUCCUUUAAACAGUUACUCUAUCUGUCCCAUUCUCUGAACAGAAACUCUAUCUUCCUGGCCCCCUAAACAGUAACUCUGUGAUUAGUUAAUUCAAGUGCUGACCCGACCUUAUUUAGAUACACUCCUCCUUUAAGUGUUGAAUUAUUCUAUGAAAGGACAUGACCAAAGUUGUUUAAUCUGUUAAGAUUCUAGAUUUUGUUAAUAUCAUCAAGUAUAGAUUAAUCCAUACUUGAUAUCAUGGAUCAUUAAUUAAUGUAAAUCUGGGUGUCCAGUUAAAGUAUUAGAUUAACAAAUUAAAAUGUUAUGUAUAAACUUAAGGAAUUAUGUAUUUCAACUUCACCUGUUUUACACGAACUCUAAUAGAACUCCCUUGAAUUUUUGCGAUGAUGAGAUUAUUUGACAGCUAAGGAAUUGCCAGACUAGAUAAUGUUGGGACCAGUAUGAAGAAGUAAAUAAUCAAUAAGAGAUUGUAAUUUUAUUUUAAGGAAUUAUUUAUCAUAACAUAGGUAAGAAUUUCGUGCUUUUGAACCACUUAGUCCCUGCACCAAAUAUUGGUAACAUUUCUCUAUGAAAUGAUAAACAAUUUGACUUUCUGAUAAAUUGAGAUGAGACUAACAUUCUAUUCCGAGAGCGAUUUUUGAUACAAACCACUGGUUGAGGACAAUCAUAAAUGUAUUUGUAGCUCUGGCAUCACAUUCUUAACUGUAGCCAUAUAUUUCAUGUACAAUGUGUCGUUGUAUUUGGAAAUUUUAUAAAAAACUCUCGUUGUAAUAUGUGCUGUCAGAUUUAAUACGUCUUGGCGAUGUACCACAGACGUCUGAGUUGCUCGCCCCUCCUUCUGAGGUAAGAGUAUUAGAAAUGGAUACUGAAAAAUGUAAUGCAUUAUGCCCAAAAGUGUCUGGGCGCUUAAAUUUCCACCACCUGCAAGAUCAAGAAAAGAUCCAGUAAAGAGCAGUUUAUCAUCAAAUAAAACAGUAAAAUAAUCGUUAUCUAAAAAAAGCAGUUCUCUAUCAAAGUGCAGAAAUUGGCUUCAGCCACUAGUUAUUUGAUAUGUUUACAUCUAAGUGUGCUGUUUUCAGCUUGACCAACUAUAAAAGUAUCAACUAAAAAAAUGGACUGUUUCAUGUACAUCCCAAACUGUAUAGUCUGUUUCGAAUGUGUUCUUAUGUCUGCAUCCUCCUUUAACAGGUGUAUGAACUUAUUGUGCGUUUCCUCUGCCAAAGUUUCCAUGGAUGUGCGUCUCUGAAGAUUGCACUCUCUAUGUUGUAUCGGUCUAAUGACUCCUGUUUGAAUAGAGUAUGAUACGGUUAUGUAUAAGGCAGGAGAAUAAAAUUAAUAAAGUCAUUUUGUAAGAAGGAAA